AUGACAUCCUCGUUCCCUCUGCAAGGAGAGUUGGCAAGGAACUUCGACAAAAUAAGAGGGCUCUCGGCCAUCACAGCGCUAAGGUCGAGAAGAGAGAAAAGGUCACUCCUAAACUACCCUGAGGUCCCUGGUGAUGACUUCCCCAGUGAUCUCCCCAGCAAACGUGGAAGACGUCUAAGCAGGGUCGCGAAAGGGAAACAAGCAGUCAGAAGGAGCCCAUCUUAUCCUAGAGACUCGUCAAAGAAACGGCCGAAGAAAAGCCCAGGAGAAGAAACCUUAAAGAGGAGCUUGUCUUUGUUCUGGCGUGAAAAUCCCACCAAACGAGGCGACAACCACCAAGAUGAAGUGAAAACAAAAGGGAAAGAGAAACAGGCUCAGACGGACAAUGAGUCGGUUGCUAGUACGCGCCAAAGCCAGGAGCGUAGUCGCUCAACACACUUCACGCCCGAUUUACCAACGCUGAGAGCGAAUUCCUGGGCCGCGGACUUAUACAAGUUGGCCGCAAAGGGCCCCGAAACCACAGGUGCCGAUCCGCAAUGUCUCUCAGCAUCUAGUGUUUCGGAUGGCGAGCCGGCCACCAUUGUCAUUCCUGCUCGUGAUCCGGACGAGUUUAAAAAGAAGGUCCAUGGAGCAAAGCGGCUAUACAAAGCAAUUGAGGACCAAGAUACUACCGCUGUGCUCGAUUGUAUCUCCGAGGGUGUCGAUAUCAACUACUCAAGUGUUUAUGGAACCGCACUUCAUUUUGCAGCCUCGCACUCUUCGCGUGCGGAUAUGGUAAAGCUGCUCCUCGAUAAUGGUGCGAAUCUUCACGACGAGAGCUCCGAGACUGGCAAUUUGAACGCUUUAAUGGCAGCUUGCUGUGUUGACGACAAUGCAGAGACAAUCAAGCUACUGCUUGACGCAGGAGCCGACAUCGAUAUACAGCAGCCAGAGGAUGUGAGUAGUGGUGCUCUCAUCUUAUGCUGCGUGGAAGACCGAGAAGAAUAUUUGAGUCUUCUUAUCAGAGCAGGCGCGCAGGUCAACAUGCAAGUUCAGCAUAAGCGCUUUGGUAGUGCGCUCGCAGCAGCAUCGUUUUGCGCCAAUGUUAAUUUGAUCAACAUUCUGAUCGAGGCCGGAGCAGACAUUAACAUGCAGCUCUCCCAAGGAGCCUUUGGGAGUGCCCUCGUGGCGGCUUGUGUCGGCGAACAGCUAGAAAAUGUCCAAUUUCUACUCGAUAAAGGAGCAGAUGUUAACCUCCAAAUCACUCACGGGGUUUCUGGAAGUGUGCUUGCUGCAGCUUGUGCAGGUCCAUGUACCUCUGAAUCUAUUCCGCUACUCUUAAGUGCAGGGGCAGAUGUCAAUAUGUCUCUCUCAUUUGGGGCCUUCAACGAUGCCAUGUCAGUGGCGACAUUCACCAGAAAUCCCAAGGCUAUCCGGCUCCUGUUUCAAGCAGGUGCCAAAAUUUCGCCACUAUCAGCAACUUUGAUCCGCGGAUUGGUCUCGGAUGACCCUUCCUGCUGUGAGGAUCUGAAAAUCGUGGAAUCUGAGUACGCUUCUGCUCCUCUGGAAGUCUUGAAGCUACAGAUCGACUGCGAGCUUGCUUUAUUAGCAGACACCUGGAAAGACAUGUCAACGUUCCUUUCAAAUAUGGAUCUCCUGAUCAGAAAGAAAGACGCUGUGGAGUUGACUACUAUACAGCGUUACCUAUGUAACACACUUGGCGGUCUCGGUGGUGACCUUCUCCGGGGAGUUAUCAGAGCUUUACAAAACCCCAAAAACUUCUUUACUGAUGGUACUAUGAUAAUCGACAUCCGUGAUGUCUCACGUCGGGAAACUAUGGCAAUAGAAUGCAGCGCUUCAACGCCGGAAUUGCUCGAAAUAUUUACGUGGCUUUGUCUCGCGGUCAGAAAACCGGCUCCUGGGAUCAUCGGUCUUUCAAAGUCGACAUCGGAAAUAUGGUCUGGCGUUCUGGGUUCUGUUCAUCAGCUAGACCCUAUACAACCCUUUCCAAAGUUCACCAGAGACAAUCGUUGCUGGCACGGUCUUUUUAACGAGGCAGUCAUCAUUCCAGCCGUGGGCGUGAAGUCUCAGGCUCCAUCUCGCGGGUUGGAGCUAGACUUCAUGCAAAUGCUCCGACUUUCAGCAGUGGAGUAUCCCGUUUUGGUUGACUCGGGUCUUGUUCUCAUGGGCUAUUCAACUGUCCUCGUUCCUAUCAAGGAAACCAAGGACGGAAUGAUACUUUGGCAUUUGGAGACGGCCAAUCAUGAAUCGCAAUUCAAGGUUUCCGAAAUCAAAGCAACGAAGCGGAGAUGGCUCAAAGUGAACAGCCUUGAAUACUUGCAAUCCAAAAGAGCGCUUUUGGGCUGGUGUUCCAAAGCAGACAUUCUCUUGGGCACAGAUCAGAUGUCCCUUGAUGUUACCUGGUCUGAUGCGAAAGUGAAGGCCAGUACAUGGCACUGGAAAGGGGCCAACCUCCAGGUUCUCGCACAGACUGCUGCUCCGGUGCAAGUUGGUGCGCAAAUGGGGGUUUCAUUUGACCGAUCUCUGAAUACAGUUCGAUUUGCCCCUUCUGAUAAUUACCUGCGAUGCCUGAAAAAUAGUACCGUGGAACAGGUGGUUCUCUAUGAUGUCAACACACAGAGGGCUUGGCUGGUCCCCUUGGUAUCUGUACUGCACCAUAUGCUUUUGGUAUACUCGAAGGGAAUUCUUACCGAACAUCGAGGUUCUGAUCCCCCUAAAACCAGCAUCGGGGAUCCUGACAACUUUGUAUCUGACAAUUUUGCAUCGUUGAAAGCCCUUGCAGAUAAUGGUGAGGUGGUUUUGGAACAGUCGGGAGGAAUUCUCACGAUUCGAGAGCUCAUCAUGGGCUUCUCAGUGAAUUUGUCAAAGACAUCUUUUCAAAAGCCAGUCCGCUCUGAAAUAUACGGAUAUGAGUUCAUGGAUAUAUUGAUGGGCUCUCCACGAUCUGAACUCAAAAAAGGGCGCGUGAGGAAGGAUGGUUUGGCCUGGUCAUCUCUAUUAGAUGGAAUCAACUGCCUCUUUUGUUCUGACCUUGGUGAUGCAAUUGUGGGCAGAAGAGUACCGGACUCCUCCCCAUGCAACAACGUGCCAAUGGGCUCCGAUUUCAUGGUGGCAUCCAUGCAAAGCAUCGACAGCUUAUCAACAACACAUGGAGCUAAAUCUCAGCCGGAGUUCCGCAAACUCUCCCACACUCAAUUUUGGCAACUUUCCGGGUCUCCAUUUCAAGAAUGCGGAGAGCAUUGUCACGGCAAUUGCUGGGUCUGUCCUGAGUUCCUGCAAUGUAUCCGAGCCUCUCACUCUUCUAAGAAAAGCAACACUGUUAUACCAGAUCAUUCUGGUGGGGCCUUGGUCUUUGGUGCGCCGCAGAAGGGGAAAAUGAUAGCUUCUGCUACUUUAGGCACUCUCUUCACAAAGCCGCCGACGAAGAUCAAGAUGUUCGAGUUACCGACUCGACUCAAAGCAUAA
Molecule: messenger RNA, 3465 nt
Organism: Penicillium salamii
Lineage: Eukaryota; Fungi; Ascomycota; Eurotiomycetes; Eurotiales; Aspergillaceae
Source: the annotation of a GenBank genome assembly